UGCCCCUACGCUUAACACCCUGAUCCUCAUUCUUCUCAAAUGACAGACUGAAAAAAGAGAAAAGAAAAGAAAAAAUAAAAAUCGAAAAGAAGAAAAAAGUGAGAAAACAUCCUUUAACCCAUCGUCUCUUUGUGUCUUUCUGUAGGUCUUUCUCUUUCUUCUUCUUCUGUAAUUCUGCAAUCAAUGUCGGUUCCUUUCACUUAGAUUCCCCUUUAACCAAAAUCCCUACUUCCCUAAUUCUCAACCUUCCCAGAGAUUCCACCAUUCCUUCCAUCUUUCAGUUUCUGCGAUUUCAGACAUUGCCGUUUAGCUUCUUCAAAAAAGAGUAGAACAUUUUGGGGGUUGAAGAAGAUUAAACUCGAAUACAAUACUGUUUUUCUGAAACUGGGGUUUUUAUUGCUUAUUGCUGGAUUGAAUAAUUGAAUUCAUCAACCACUUUUUUAUACUGUAUCAAUUGUAGUUUGUGUAUUUUGGAGAGAGAAAUCAGGGUUUUGAAGAACUAGAGCAAUGCAAGAAUCAGGGGAAACUUCUGGAACUUAUAAUGGGAUGUCUUCUGAUAAUAUUAAAGGAUUGGUUUUGGCUUUAUCAUCCAGUUUUUUUAUUGGGGCUAGUUUUAUUGUCAAGAAGAAAGGGUUGAAGAAAGCCGGAUCUAGUGGCGUUAGAGCAGGUAGUGGAGGCUACUCAUACUUAUAUGAGCCACUUUGGUGGACUGGCAUGUUAACUAUGGUUGUUGGGGAAAUUGCUAAUUUUGCAGCCUACGCUUUUGCACCAGCUAUUUUGGUGACUCCACUUGGUGCAGUCAGUAUCAUCAUAAGUGCUACCCUUGCACAUAUUAUUUUGAGAGAGAGGCUUCACAUAUUCGGGAUACUUGGCUGUAUACUAUGUGUUGUGGGCUCAAUAACGAUUGUUUUGCAUGCACCACAAGAGCGCCAAAUUCAGUCUGUUGCAGAAGUAUGGGAUCUAGCCACAGAGCCAGGUUUCCUUGCAUAUGCAGUUCUGGUGCUAUUAGUAGUUUUUUUCCUCAUGGUAAACUAUGUCCCACAAUAUGGGCAGACUCAUGUGAUGGUCUACAUUGGAAUUUGUUCACUUGUGGGGUCUUUGUCGGUCAUGGGUGUUAAAGCACUUGGAAUUGCUCUGAAGUUGACAUUCUCAGGAAUGAAUCAAUUGGCAUACCCCCAAACAUGGGUAUUUGCAUUUGUUGUGGUAUCUUGUAUUAUAACGCAAAUGAAUUAUUUAAACAAGGCACUUGAUACUUUCAACACGGCUGUUGUGUCACCUAUAUACUAUGUGAUGUUCACGACUUUUACCAUUGUGGCUAGUGUUAUUAUGUUUAAGGAUUGGGCUGGACAAAAUGGCAGUCAAAUUGUCACAGAGAUGUGUGGAUUUGUAACAAUUCUGGCAGGAACUUUUCUUCUGCAUAAAACGAAGGACAUGACAGGCAGCCCAUCAUUUUCAUUCCCACGAACUCCCAAGCACUCGAACAUGGAGGAAUUUGAUCUUGAAGGUGCCCCUCUGGUGAACCUAGAAUUAACUCAUACAUCAUAACAAAGCAUGUGGCUUCAAAAUCUGCAAGUGCCCUAUGGUUUAUCAUUAGAGUCGGGGCUCACGCGUAUUUUAGUUCAAGUGACUGAGCUCCCAUUCUUUCGGAUUAAAAAUAUCGACUGUUCAGCCAAGCAGCACAUAACCCAGGAUUAAAAUAGAUCAAGCUGCUUAACUGCUUUGCUUCAAUGCACAUGUCUAUGAGCUCUUGCCCUCCAACCAAUUUGAAGAAAUCUCAUUCGGGCUUUGAGUGGUUGAUGAAAGGAUGAUGAAUGCUUUGUAGAUAAUUAAGAUUGUUCAAUACAACUUAAUUUAGACUCGAGUUUGUUUCGAGGGGUGUAUAAAGAUACGUAGUCGGUGAAUCAUUACAUUCAUUGUUGUUGAUCAAUUUCCAUGUUUAGUGUUUC
Chenopodium quinoa (quinoa) is the source of this 1946-nucleotide messenger RNA. RefSeq names its product probable magnesium transporter NIPA4. NCBI's taxonomy places the organism in Eukaryota, Viridiplantae, Streptophyta, Magnoliopsida, Caryophyllales, Amaranthaceae. The record is from RefSeq and is a predicted model, not a curated record. The transcript has 9 exons. Gene Ontology annotation, biological process: magnesium ion transport. The coding region runs from base 508 to 1545 and encodes 345 amino acids. Gene Ontology annotation, molecular function: magnesium ion transmembrane transporter activity. Gene Ontology annotation, cellular component: membrane.